Messenger RNA from Papaver somniferum (opium poppy), 11327 nucleotides. RefSeq lists its product as uncharacterized. Bases 2535 to 4277 code for a protein of 580 amino acids. The record is from RefSeq and is a predicted model, not a curated record. Gene Ontology annotation, molecular function: nucleic acid binding; zinc ion binding. The transcript has 2 exons. Lineage: Eukaryota; Viridiplantae; Streptophyta; Magnoliopsida; Ranunculales; Papaveraceae.
CUUCCACUCUUCUAUCAUUACUUUUCUGCUCAAAUCAGUUUUCAGAAAGGAACAACUUUAAUCUCAAAUUUCAAAAUUGAGUGCAACCCAGUCUUGGUUAUCGGCUGAAUUCAUUUCCUAAAAGAGUACGAGAGGAGCUUGCGUCAGUAAGCCGGGAGCUUACAACAGGCUACAAAAGCUUCCAGUGUUAGUAUUUUCGUUAUUUGGAUGUGUAUAUAACGGGGAUAAUAUGGGGUAGUUUAUUUUCUAUUUACGACUCAUGUAGUACCAUAUUUUGCUUUGUAAAUAUACAAGCUAGGAUCUAAUUUUGGGUGUUUGUAUUAACUUUACACAAAACCUUCCUUGCCGUUAGUGUGUCGGCGUGUUUUAAAUUAUGUACUACUAUCUACUCAGAACUUGUUUACUUUAAUGUACUAACAUGUCUUAUUUUGCAUAUUGAUAUCUCUAAAAAAUACUUCUAUGUUUCCAGAAAUUGUAUGAAUAGAAGUGAUAAUGGGAAAUGUUGUACUCAAUGUCAUUUUAAGUGACUGGUGUCUUUAGGCUAAACGGUGUACAUAUCUUGCAUUCUGCUCUGCUCUGCGUCGUGCUUGACUCUCAUUUUGAAAAUAUGUACUGAACCAUAACAUCUUUGUGUACUUGUUCAUUUAUAAGAAUAUUUUGUUAAUUCUCUUGUUUGAAUUUGCAACAUAUGUUGACUUCUAAACUCUUAGCGUGAGUGAUAUUUUCCCCUGAAUAUGUCAAGGAUUUGAAUCCCUUUGUGUAAAUCCAAAACUUCUUUUGAAUCUGACACUUGGUUAUCUGUUGGUCAUAAAUUUUAAUUGCAUAAGGUUUUACAUUUCUGGUAAUUUAAGUUGCUGCUCAUUGUCUAUUGUUUUAUGUUCCAUUUCGGUACUACGAUUUGAUUUUUGUAACCUCCUACGGGGCAUCAGCUCACCCUUUUAUUUGUUUCCACCCUUUAGAGUACGAGAGGAGCAUGCAUAGUAAGCCGGGAGCUUAUAACAGGCUACAAAAGCUUCCACUGUUAGUAUUUUCGUUAUUUUGAUGUGUAUAUCACGGGGAUAAUAUGGGGUAGUUUAUUUUCUAUUUACGACUCACGUAGUACCAUAUUUUGCUUUGUAAAUAUACAAGUUAGGAUCUAAUUUUGGGUGUUUGUAUUAACUUUACACAAAGCCUUCCUUGUCGUUAGUGUGUCGGCGUGUUUUAAAUUAUGUAUUACUAUCUACUCAGAACUUGUUUACUUUAAUGUACUAGCAGGUCUUAUUUUGCAUAUUUAUAUCUCUUAAAAUUACUUCUAUGUUUCCAGAAAUUGUAUGAAUAGAAGUGAUAAUGGGAAAUGUUGUACUGAAUGUCAUUUUAAGUGACUGGUGUGUUUAGGCUAAACGGUGUACAUAUCUUGCAUUCUGCUCUGCUCUGCGUCGUGCUUGACUCUCAUUUUGAAAAUAUGUACUGAAUAUAACAACUUUGUGUACUUUUUCAUUUAUACGAAUAUUUUUUUUAAUUUUCUUGUUUGAAUUUGCAACAUAUGUUGACUUCUAAACUCAUAGUGUGAGUGAUAUUUUCCCCUGAAUAUGUCAAGGAUUUGAAUCCCUUUGUGUAAAUCCAAAACUUCUUUUGAAUCUGAUACUUGGUUAUAUUCUUAUCUUAAGUUUAAUUUCCAUGCAAAGGCUCUGUCCAUGUCCCAAAUGUUCUUCUUCCUAGUAUUUUGAACAUGUAGUCUGUUGUGAUAGUUUCGUCUUUUGUCGCGAAAGCGUAUCAUUUUUGUAACUAGGAUCAGUUUUACCCUUUUAUUGUUAUAUGUUUACUUCCUAAUGCUGCUCCUUGGUUAAAAUACGUGUUGCCAGUAUAAAUGUUGUACUCAUUGACUUUUGCAUUGACGAUUUUACAAACUUUUUAACUUCAAAUAUCAUUGUGAACAUCUUGAUAGAUCAACUGAAAAUGAUACUGCUUUCAUCCCGUGGCUCGUAUCCGAAACUUAAUAUAAAUCCAGUAUCUUGGUCUGUUUCAUUUUGUCAUUCUUCUAAAUAUUUUUUUUAUUACUUUUAUAACUGUAUAAAUCAAUUAUUUUAUGUGUAUGGUUUUAGUCUUCGAGUGGCGCACUGGGAUAUGGCCUUGCUAAAUGGGUUGAAACCCAAUCCUUUUACGAGGGAAAAUUACCGUGUCCGCUGCAGUUUGGUAUCAGAGAUCCAGUUCUGAUUUAUCGGGGUUGUGUUGGUGUUUUGUUUGCUUAAAUGAUCGAUUUCCUUAUGUUUCAUUUCCGUUCAUAUGAUUUGGUUGUUUAAAUAGUGUUCUGUUGCGUCGCAACUAAACCUGAGUUUUUAUUUCCUAUCUGUGAACAUACUCUAACUUGUUAGAAACUCAAUUUUAGUUACUCUUCUGACUUAGUCAAAGCAUUCUUAUUUUCUGAAGCUUUUUCCUAGACUUAUAAUAAUUGCUUGAAAAGGUUUUGGUUGAAUUUUGGGUUUGGGAAAAAACUAACCAUGACCGUGAUAUACAUGUCAUUUUCGUGUAUUAGUAAUGUACAUUACUAACCAUUUAUGAAUAUGAAGCUUAGUUUCUUUUUGAAGAUGUCCGUGUGCGCAAAAUCUGUAACGUCGAGCUCUGUACGCAAGAAAAAGAAUCUCAGCAAGAGGACAACACGCCUUGAGAAUGGUUUUGAAAAACUGUUGGGUUCUGUCAACGCUAUUGAUGAUGCCGUAAAAGACCAUAAACGGAUGAGAUCUACUAUGGACUUGAAGGAAUUCAAGAAGGUGGUAGGUAAGGACGGGAACUUUAGUGGGACAGCAGAACCUACCGAGGCAGACAAAUGGUUGAUAGGCAUUAAGAAAGAGUUUGAAGCGUUACAAAUUCCGAAUGAGAAGAAGGUUAGACUUGCCACUUAUCUGUUUGAGGGAGAUGCCGAACAUUGGUGGAGAUCUGUCAAGCGCAUGGAAGAUGUCAGCAGCAUAUGCUGGGAGAAGUUUGUGGAGCUAUUUCUUAAUAAGUACUUUCCACCGACAGGUAAGGCAUUAAAGUGUGCUGAAUUUCCUGCGUUGAGACAAGGAAGUAUGACGGUUAUGCAGCUGGAUCAGAAAUUCGUUGAACUUGAACGUUACGGAACACAUCUCGUCCCCAACGCGGAAUUAAGGGCUCGCAAAUUUGAAGACGCAUUGAGGCCAAGUAUUCGUAACCAAGUCGUUGGACACGUGCACAUGAAUUAUAAUGAUGUCUUAAAGGCAGCACUGGCAAUUGAGGCUAGCAUGAUCAAAGCACACAAUGAAAGGGAAGAAAACGAAGUCAAGAAAAGGAAAAUAAAUGACUCUCCAUCUAGUCGAAAACGUAUCAGUCCCGGGUCGGACACCAACAAAGAAAGACCCAGGACCUGUUACCGAUGUAAAGAAAAUGACCACCUUAUAAAGGACUGUCCUGUUCCAGCACCAGAUGCACCAAUGAAGCUACAAAACGCAAACCCACUUCAACAACCAAAUACACAGAAACAAAAUUCAUACGUCAGGCAGCCUUAUUAUCCUCGCAACAACACCCACCCUUUCCAGCCAAGGCAACAAAAUUUCCAAGGGAAUGCUGCAUCACCUUUCCAGCCACGACAACAAAACAUCCAAGGGAAGCUGAAUAGUAUUACUGAAGUCAAAGGAGAACCAGAAAAUGCAGUGAUUGAGGGUAAUUUUCAAAUUUUUAGUACUCGUGCUAACAUUUUAUUUGACACCGGUGCUACUCAUUCAUUUAUAUCUCUCCAUUUAGCUGCAUAUUUAGGUUUGAAACUUGACCCCUUAGGAUCCAUUUUGAACUUAUCUUCGCCACUUGGGAGUGUGGUAAGUCUCAAUAAAAUUUGCAAGGAAUGUGAGAUGACGCUGGGAAACCACAGGGUGAGUAUCGAUCUUAUACCUAUGAGAAUGCAGGAGUACGAUGUUAUCGUAGGUAUGGACUGGAUGUCGCAGAAUCAGGCUAUUUUAUGUUGUGCUGAGAAGAGAGUUUCUUUUGUGACGGAGGAUAGAAUUCUCGUAUCUGUUCAAGGCGAGAAAUGGAAAGUGAUAAACCCAUCAAUUCCAGGAAUGAAGAGAGGAGAUGAAACCGAAAAACACAUGGCUCUUCUCGCUCAUCUUACUGAAGGUGACGAGGUCGUUGAUACAGGAAAAGAAGUUCUAGUGGUUAGAGAGUUUGCUGAUGUCUUUCCAGAUUCCUUUCCGGGAUUGCCUCCAAAGAGGGAGAUUGAUUUUGAGAUUAAGCUACAGCCAGGAACAUCACCAAUAUCCAUACCACCUUAUCGUAUGGCUCCGAAAUAAAUGAAAGAAUUGCGGAAACAACUUGAUGAGUUAACUGAGUUGGGUUUUAUUAGGCCAAGUACAUCACCGUGGAGGGCACCAGUGCUGGUUGUGCUUAAGAAGGAUGGAACAAUGAGAAUGUUUAUCGAUUAUCGUCGGUUAAACAAAGUUACAAUCAAGAACAAGUACCCGCUGCUGAGAAUUGAUGAUCUCUUCGAUCAGUUGAAGAGAGCAAAAUGAUUUUCCAAGCUUGAUUUUCGAACCGGUUACCACCAACUAAGAAUCCGAGAAGAGGAUAUUCGUAAGACUGCUUUCGGUACCUACUUUGGACACUAUGGGUUUCUUGUGAUGCCGUUUGGAUUGACUAACGCUCCAGCAACAUUCAUGGACCUAAUAAACAGAGUUUUCUGACCGUUUCUGAAUAAGUUUGUGGUUGUUUUCAUUGAUGACGUUCUCAUUUACUCCAAGACCCGGUAUCAAGAGAUUCGGGAAGAAAAGUAAGUUGUCUCCUCGUUAUAUUGGACCUUUUGAGAUUCUUGAAAGGGUUGGUGAAGUCGCAUAUCGCCUAGCUUUGCCACCACAGUUAGCGGAUGUGCACAACGUGUUCCAUGUAUCUAUGCUACGGAGAUACAACGCAGACCCAUCACAUGCUAUUGAGUGGAGAGACUUGCAGCUGAACGACGAUACAAGUUACAUUGAAAAACCACUACGUAUUGCUGGUACAAGGGAGCAUGUUCUCCGGACGAAAACAAUUAAGAUGGUGAAAGUGGUAUAGAAACAUCAUAUUCUCGAAGAAGAUACUUGGGAGCUCGAGUCCGACGUGAGAGACAAGUAUCCGGAGCUACUUGAAGGUAAUCUUCAUAGCUUUUUCAGUUUAAUUUUGAAUUGCGGGACGCAAUUCUUUUUUUAGGAGGUAAUGGUGUAGCAACACAAAUAUUUUGCUCGGGCUUUGAGCCCUAGCCCAACCCAUAUGAAUAUUUUGUUUAUCUAAGUAGUCAUCCCUUAGCAUCAUAAGUGAGCAUGAGUAGUAAGUGCUAGAAGACACUAGAUAUUUUGAGCAUGAUUUACACGUGUUUGACAUGAACAGCAAGGGGUACAAUUGUCUUUGUCUUAUUUUUCUACUGUACUAAUUCGAUUUAAAGGCAGUAAUUCUCUUUUUGGCUGUCUCUAGUUUCUCUUCUACUCUUCUAUCAUUACUUUUCUGCUCAAAUCAGUUUCCAGAAGGGAACAACUUUAAUCUCAAAUUUCAAAAUUGAGUGCAACCCAGUCUUGGUUAUCGGCUGAAUUCAUUUCCUAAAAGGUAGGGGGUUGCUCUCUUGAAGUUGAUUUUUUUUUAGUAGUCCCGAUCUUUCAUCCAUAAUUUAAUUUGCAAAUUUCCUUGAACUACCUCCUCAUGCAAAUUGGUAAAUGACUGUUUUAGUAACCAAGAAUUUAACAAAUUUUGUUCAAAUUCUGUUUUCUAAAGAUCUCUAAUCUGGAAAGCCUUGUACAGCCACGGAACUUGGUUUAAACUAUUUAGUUUCAUGUGUUCAACUUUUGCAUAUUUUACUGUGAUUAAUUUUUGAGUGUUAUAAAUGAUUUUAUGAAAUGCUAGAAACGCCUUUCAAUUAUUAAGCUCGGUGUCCAUCAUAAACCAAGGUUUGCGCAAAAUUAUUAAAAGAAACCCUUCCCUAUUUGUUAAAAUAGUCAAACGAGAUUUGUAUCUGAACUCAACUUUUAGACCAAAAGUUGAAAUCCCUUUUUGUAGAUUUUCUUAUCUUAUUCUUCUGUAACCCAGGGGUUAAUCUUGUUAGCCGUGUUGUUAGGGAUUGCCAAAGUCUUGAGCUCAUUUUUAGCCAUAACAUCCAAAACAAGAUUAAGCUUUGUUUUUGUUGAAACUCCACUGGCUGCCGAAUACUUAAAUUUUUCUUAUGGGUUUUGUAAUUUAACCUCCUCUUAUCCCUGCAACUCAGAGAUUUUUCAACUGAACCUUAUGGCAUUAGUUUGAGAUUUCUUUUUAAAAAUUCUUUGUUUGUACAACUUAACUAAAUAAAUAUGUUGCUUUUAUGGAUAUACCCAUUGCUCAAAUGCUUGAUUUAUAUUUAAGCAUGUACUUGCUUACCAUUAAAUUUGUGAGGCUUGACAUGGUUCUGUGAAGUGAGUUAGUGCUUACGGACAGAUAAUGCUUUGCACUUUCUUUUUCAAUUUAUGCAAUUGUUAAAAUGUUCAUUUGUUAGCGUUUCUUUCACAUGGGUACGACCAAUAGAAAACGAGAUUGACUCUACUAUAGGACCGCCGGGCCUAAGUGGCACCCCACCACCUCAGUGGCUACCUGGAAGACCUCUUCUGUAGCGGUGGCUGGUAACCAGAACUACCCUGACGUCAGCACUGGCCUCGUAAAUAGUAGAGUAACAUUUCUAAAUGUACAAUUAUCUUUUGGUCAUAAAUUUUAAUUGCAUAAGGUUUUACAUUUCUGGUACUUUAAGUUGCUGCUCAUUGUCUAUUGUUUUAUGUUCCAUUUCGGUACUACGAUUUGAUUUUUGUAACCUCCUACGGGGCAUCAGCUCACCCUUUUAUUUGUUUCCACCCUUUAGAGUACGAGAGGAGCAUGCAUAGUAAGCCGGGAGCUUACAACAGGCUACAAAAUCUUGCAGUGUUAGUAUUUUCGUUAUUUUGAUGUGUAUAUCACGGGGAUAAUAUGUGGUAGUUUAUUUUCUAUUUACGACUCACGUAGUACCAUAUUUUUCUUUGUAAAUAUACAAGUUAGGAUCUGAUUUUGGGUGUUUGUAUUAACUUUACACAAAACCUUCCUUGCCGUUAGUGUGUCGGCGUGUUUUAAAUUAUGUACUACUAUCUACUCAGAACUUGUUUACUUUAAUGUACUAGCAUGUUUUUUUGCAUAUUGAUAUCUCUUAAAAUUACUUCUAUGUUUCCAGAAAUUGUAUGAAUAGAAGUGAUAAUGGGAAAUGUUGUACUGAAUGUCAUUUUAAGUGACUGGUGUGUUUAGGCUAAACGGUGUACAUAUCUUGCAUUCUGCUCUGCUCUGCAUCGUGCUUGACUCUCAUUUUGAUAAUAUAUACUGAACCAUAACAUCUUUGUGUACUUGUUCAUUUAUAAGAAUAUUUUGUUAAUUCUCUUGUUUGAAUUUGCAACAUCUAUUGACUUCUAAACUCUUAGUGUGAGUGAUAUUUUCCCCUGAAUAUGUCAAGGAUUUGAAUCCCUUUGUGUAAAUCCAAAACUUCUUUUGAAUAUGACAUUUGGUUAUAAUUCUUAUCUUAAGUUUAAUUUCCAUGCAAAGGCUCUAUCCAUGUCCCAAAUGUUCUUCUUCCUACUAUUUUGAACAUGUAGUCUGCUGUGAUAGUUUCGUCCUUUGACGCGAAAACGUAUCAUUUUUGUAACUAGGAUCAGUUUUACCCUUUUAUUUUUAUAUGUUUACUUUCUAAUACUGCUCCUUGGUUAAAAUACGUGUUGCCAGUAUAAAUGUUGUACUCAUUGACUUUUGCAUUGACGAUUUUACAAACUUUUUAACUUCAAAUAUCGUUGUGAACAUCUUGAUAGAUCAACUGAAAAUGAUACAUCUUUCAUCCAAUGGCAGGUAUCCGAAACUUAAUAUAAAUUCAGUAUCAUGGUCUGUUUCAUUUUGUCAUUCUUCUAAAUCUUUUUUUUAUUACUUUUAUAACUGUAUAAAUCAAUUAUUUUAUGUGUAUGGUUUUAGUCUUCGAGUGGCGCACCGGGAUAUGGCCUUGCUAAAUGGGUUGAAACCCAAUCCUUUUAGGACGGAAAAUUACCGUGUCCGCUACGGUUUGGUAUCAGAGCUCCAGUUCUGAUUUAUCGGGGCUGUGUUGGUGUUUUGUUUUCUUAUAUGAUCGAUUUCCUUAUGUUUCGUUUGCAUUCAUAUGAUUUAGUUGUUUAAAUAGUGUUCUGUUACGUUGCAACUAAACCUGAGUUUUUAUUUCCUAUCUGUGAACAUACUCUAACCUGUUUGAAACUCAAUUUUAGUUAAUCUUCUGACUUAGUCAAAGCAUUUUUAUUUUCUGAAGCUUUUUCCUACACUUAUAAUAGUUGCUUGAAAAGGUUUUGGCUGAAUUUUGGGUUUGGGGAAAAACUAACCAUGACCGUGAUAUACAUGUCAUUUUUCUGUGUUAGUAAUGUACAUUACUAACCAUUUGUAAAUCUGACGCUUAGUUUCUUUUUGAAGAUAUCUGUGUGCGCAAAAUCUGUAACGUCGAGCUCUGUACGUAAGAAAAAGAAUCUCAGCAAGAGGACAACACGCCUUGAGAAUGGUUUUGAAAAACUGUUGGGUUCUGUCAACACUAUUGCUGAUACCGUAAAAGACCGUAAACGGAUGAGAUCUACUAUGGACUUGGACUUGAAGGAAUUCAAGAAGGUGGUAGGUAAAGACAUGAACUUUAGCGGGACAACAGAACCUACCGAGGCAGAGAAGUGGUUGAUGGGCAUUGAGAAAGAGUUUGAAGCGUUACAAAUUCCGAAUGAGAAGAAGGUUAGACUUGCCACUUACCUGUUUGAGGGAGAUGCCGAACAUUGGUGGAGAUCUGUCAAGCGCAUGGAAGAUGUCAGCAGCAUGUGCUGGGAGAAGUUUGUGGAGCUAUUUCUUAAUAAGUACUUUCCACCGACAGUUAAGGCAUUAAAGUGUGCUGAAUUUGCUGCGUUGAGGCAAGGAAGUAUGACGGUUAUGCAGCUGGAUCAGAAACUCAGUGAACUUGAACGUUACGGAACACAUCUCGUCCCCAACGCGGAAUUAAGGGCUCGCAAAUUUGAAGACGCAUUGAGGCCAAGUAUUCAUAACCAAGUCGUUGGACGAAUGAUGUCUUAAAGGCAGCACUGGCAAUUGAGGCUAGCAUGAUCAAAGCACAAAAUGAAAGGGAAGAAAACGAAGUCAAGAAAAGGAAUAUAAAUGACUCUCCAUCUAGUCGAAAACGUAUCAGUCCCGGGUCGGACACCAACAAAGAAAGACCCAGGACCUGUUACCGAUGUAAAGGAAAUGACCACCUUAUAAAGGACUGUCCUGUUCCAGCACCAGAUGCACCAAUAAAGCUACAAAAUGCUAACCCACCUCAACAACCAAAUACACAGAAACAAAAUUCAUACGUCAGGCAGCCUUAUUAUCCUCGCAACAACACCCACCCUUUCCAUCCAAGGCAACAAAAUUUCCAAGGGAAUGCUGCAUCACCUUUCCAGCCACGACAAGAAAACGUCCAAGGGAAGCUGAAUAGUAUUACUGAAGUCAAAGGGGAACCAAAAAAUGCAGUGAUUGAGGGUAAUUUUCAAAUUUAGUUCUCGUGCUAAAAUUUUAUUUGACACCGGUGCUACUCAUUCAUUUAUAUCUCUCCAUUUAGCUGCAUAUUUAGGUUUGAAACUUGACACCUUAGGAUCCAUUUUAAACUUAUCUUCGCCAUUUAGGAGUGUGGUAAGUCUCAACAAAAUUUGUAAGGACUGUGAGUUGACGCUGGGAAACCACAGGGUGAGUAUCGAUCUUAUACCAAUGAGAAUGCAGGAGUACGAUGUUAUCGUAGGUGUGGACUGGAUGUGCAGAAUCAGGCUAUUUUAUGUUGUGCUGAGAAGUGAGUUUCUUUUGUGACGGAGGAUGGAAUUCGCGUAUCUAUUCAAGGAGAGAAAUGGAAAGUGAUGAACCCAUCAAUUCCAGGAAUGAAGAGAGGAGAUGAAGCCGAAAAACACAUGUCUCUUCUCGCUCAUCUUACUGAAGGUGACGAGGUCGGUUAUACAGGAGAAGAAGUUCUAGUGGUUAGAGAGUUUGCUGAUGUCUUUCCAGAUUCCUUGUCGGGAUUGCCUCCAAAGAGGGAGAUUGAUUUUGACAUUGAGCUACAUCCAGGAACAUCACCGAUAUCCAUACCACCUUAUCGUGUGGCUCCUAAAGAAAUGAAGGAAUUGCGGAAACAACUUGAUGAGUUAACUUAUUUGGGUUUUAUUAGGCCAAGUACAUCACCGUGGAGGGCACCAGUGCUGGUUGUGCUUAAUAAGGAUGGAAUAAUGAGAAUGUGUAUCGAUUAUCAUCGGUUAAACAAAGUUACAAUCAAGAACAAGUACCCGCUGCCGAGAAUUGACGAUCUCUUCGAUCAGUUGAAGGGAGCAAAAUGCUUUUCCAAACUUGAUUUUCGAACCGGUUACCACCAAGAAUCCGAGAAGAGGAUAUUCGUAAGACUGCUUUCGAUACCUAUUAUGGGCACUAUGAGUUUCUUGUGAUGCCGUUUGGAUUGACUAACGCACCAGCAGCAGUCACGGACCUAAUGAACAGAGUUUUCCGACCGUUUCUGAAUAAGUUUGUGGUUGUUUUCAUUGAUGACAUUAUCAUUUAAUCCAAGACCCGGUAUCAAGAGAUUCGGGAAGAAAAAUAAGUUGUCUCCUCGUUAUAUUGGACCUUUUGAGAUUCUUGAAAGGGUUGGUGAAGUCGCAUAUCGCCUAGCUUUGCCACCACAGUUAGCGGAUGUGCACAACGUGUUCCAUGUAUCUAUGCUACGGAGAUACAACGCAGACCCAUCACAUGUUAUUGAGUGGAGAGACUUGCAGCUGAACGACGAUACAAGUUACGUUGAAAAACCAUUAUGGAUUGCUGGUACAAGGGAGCAUGUUCUCCGGACGAAAACAAUUAAGAUGGUGAAAGUGAUAUGGCAACAUCAGCCUCUUGAAGAAGCUACUUGGGAGCUCGAGUCCGACGUGAGAGACAAGUAUCCGGAGCUACUUUAAGGUAAUCUUCAUAGCUUUUUCAGUUUAUUUUUGAAUUGCGGGACGCAGUUCUUUUUUUUAGGAGGUAAUGGUGUAGCAACACAAAUAUGGCAUGGGUUUUGUAAUUUAACCUUCUCUCAUCCCUGUAACUCAAAGAUUUUUCAACUGUACCUUAUGGCAUUAGUUUGAGAUUUCUUUUUAAAAAUUCCUUGUUUGUACAACUUAACUAAAUAAAUGUGUUGCCUAUAUGGAUAUACCCAUUGCUCAACUGUUUGGUUUAUAUUUGAGCAUGUACUCGCUUACCAUUAAAUUUGUGAGGCUUGACAUGGUUCUGUGAAGUGAGUUAGUGCUUACGGACAAAUAAUGCUUUGCACUAUCUUUUUCAAUUUA